CUGAGAACCAUAUGGGUAGCCUCACCUGCCAAACUACAGCUCAUGGCAGUCAGUACACAAGCAGUGAUUCCUAUAGUAAUGGGUACAAUACCAACCACGCUGAGGGGGACAGUGGUAUUGGAGACUCUGUGCUCCUUCAUUUGGAACAUAAUGGAUUAUCUGACCUAUACACAAAUCCCAACAUGACUGUGCCAUUCCCUACCUGUGGGCAUCCUAGCGGCAGAUCAACUAGAGGACACUCCUCACCUCCAAACCUCACUGACCUCCUCCCUGGAUGCGAACUCCCAAGACGAGAGUCAGGAAACCCAGCAUUACACCUCACAUACCCUACCAUGCAGAAAAGCAGUUCCUGAUGGGAACACGCGGAAGGACUCGCUCAAGAGUCGCAUCCGCCGCCUCAGCGAUUGGACGGGAAGUCUAAGUAGGAAGAAGCGGAGGCUGCAGGAACCUCAGGAACAAAGUACUGUGGACUUUACAGAGGUUUUUAACUGUGGAGCUGGGGGCACGCUGGAGGAAUCCAGACCAUUUUGGAAUCCCAUGUCCUCCCAGACAAAGUUGGACUGCUCUGGGUCCUUAACGGGCCCAUUUGGGCAUCAGAACCAGGGUGCAGCCCUGAGGCAGAACAUCUACGAGAACUUUAUGCAGGGCCUGGAGACUGGCAGUAGCAGUGGAACUGCUGAUGGACCCCAGGUCUGGGAAUGUGAAGGGGAGAGCAGCAGUGGCUCAAUGGGCUCCUUGGAGCAAAUGGACUUCCUGUUUGAGAAGGAGCAAGGUGUUGUGCGGAGGGCUGGUUGGCUGGCUUUUAAGCCCCUCAUUACCCUUCACAAGGACCGCAAACUGGAGCUGGUAGCAAGACGCAAAUGGAGGCAGUAUUGGGUCACGCUCAAAGGCUGUACACUUUUGUUGGGUGAAUCCAAUGGAAAGACCUCCCCAGAGCAGGAAUGCACACCACAUUAUGCAGUGCUUGCUGAGGACAGUAUUGUGCAGGCAGUUCCUGAGCAUCCCAAGAAAGAGAAUGUCUUCUGCCUCAGCAAUGCCUAUGGAGACGUCUAUCUUUUUCAGGCUGCAAACCAAACAGACCUGGAGAAUUGGGUGACAGCCAUUCAUUCUGCCAGUGCAUCAAAUUUAGCUAAGCGUCAGGGGAAGGAAGACACUCUACGUUUGCUAAAGAGUCAAAGCAGAGCUCUCCUGCAGAAGAUCGACAUGGAUGGCAAAAUGAAGAAGAUGGCAGAGCUGCAGCUGUCCGUCAUCAGUGACCAGAAGAACAGGAAGGCUAUUGAGAGCCAGAUCCUGCAAUGGGAACAGAACCUAGAGAAGUUUAACCUAGAGCUGUUCCGCAUGCGCUGUUACCUGGCUAGCCUGCAGGGCACAGAGCUGCCCAAUCCAAAAAGCCUGCUAGCCACUGCUGGACGCCCAUCUAAAACGAUGCUAAGUCGUCUGGGAAUUUUCUCUGUCUCAUCCUUUCAUGCGCUGAUAUGCACUCGUGAUGAGGCCACCCUGAAGAGACGAUCUCGCUCUCAUCCUCGAGGUAUGCGGAACAAACGAGGACUACUGUUUUCUUCACAGAAGGGAUUGGACAGUUUGACCAAACGCAACUGUGAAAAGAGACAGUCCCUGUCCCAGAUAUUUGAAGGAUAUUCCUCUGGAUCAUUUGGUCAGCCAUCCACACAAAGCAGCUCAGAGCAGAAGCUGGACAUCUUUACCAAACUGCAUUUAACAGCGCCACCUGAAGGUCAUCCAUGGGACUGCAGCCUGGAAAGCCGUGCUUAUGUACACAUGCCGGACAGCCAGGUCAUCAGUGUGCCAGUCAAACAGGACUCUCUGGUUUCUGAUGUUCUCUCAUUGGCGUGCAAGGUAAAGCAACUUGACCCGGCUCUGCAUUGCCUGCACAUGAGGAGACAUUUAGGACAAGAUGUGGAGAGAAGUACUCCAUUGCCCACAGACCUGCUGAGGACCCUGGUCUAUGAUGAACUGGAAGUUUGGCUUCUUAAUGUGUUCACCUUAAACAUGUCCCGUCCAGACAUAACCGUAGACUUUGGUUUUGCAGUCACAGGCCACGUGGAUGGUGCCAGGAAGAGUCAUGUCUAUGUGAGUGAGGUGAAUCCUGAAGGCCUGGCAUUUAUUGAAGGUCUGAGAGCAGGAGAUGAGAUCUUGACUCUUAAUGGCGUGAGUGUGGCCACUCUCGACCUUGGCCUCAUGCAGAGCUUCUUCAGCCAACAAGAUCUCCAUCUUGUCCUCAGACGUGAGGAUAACAGCUCAGACGACCAGUGCUCCAUUUGGCCAGACUGUGACCCCAGUGAACCUGAUCAACCUCAGCCUCCUCAGGGCGACAUCAUUCGCCCGGAGCAGUUGACCACCGAUCCAUCUCAAGAGCAGGAAUUUCCCGAGAGUUCCGUGGCGCCUGCUUUGGAGGAGGUGAACGAUAAGGCCGAGCGGGGCGGAAAGAACCCAGAGACGGUGUGUAAUCUCUACCAGACGUUCCCUGAAGGAUCCAUUCUCAUGCCAGAGGGCCACAGGAACCCUUACUCCACUGAAAAUGCCCUUGCCAGAUCCUCUCCCCGUCACAUGUCCGUCACUGAGCGCCUGCGCAUGGUUAUUCAAGAGCUGGUGGACACAGAGAAAUCUUAUGUCAAGGACCUUGGAUCUUUGUUUGAGAUCUAUCUGAAGCCAUUACAAAGAGAAACAUUCCUUAGUCAUGAUGAGAUGGAGUCUCUGUUUGGCAGCCUGCCAGAGAUGCUGAACUUCCAGAGGGUUUUCCUACAAACCCUAGAGGAGAGGACAACUUCCUCACCGGACUACCAUGCACUGGAGACUCCAGAGAAACUUAAGAAACUCCUCUUCUCCCUCGGCGGAUCUUUCUUAUACUAUGCAGAUCACUUUAAGCUUUACAGCGGCUUCUGUGCCAAUCACAUUAAGGUGCAGAAAGUUCUCGAAAGAGCAAAAACAGACCGGGCGUUCAAAGAGUUCCUGGAGGCGAGAAACCCCACCAAACAGCACUCGUCCACCCUGGAGUCGUACCUCAUUAAACCUGUGCAGAGGGUUCUGAAGUACCCGCUGCUGCUGAGGGAGCUGGUGUCUCUCACUGACCCCAAGAGCGACGAGCGCAACCACCUCACAGAGGCGUUAAAGGCCAUGGAAAAGGUGGCCAGUCACAUAAAUGAGAUGCAGAAGAUCUAUGAGGACUAUGGCACAGUGUUUGACCAACUAGUGGCAGAGCAGAGUGGCCCUGAGAAGGAGGUCACUGAGAUCUCCAUGGGAGAGUUCAUCAUUCACAGCUCGGCACUCUGGCAAAACCCUCUUCCCUCUUUGGGCCGCAUGAGAAAAGACCCUGAACUCACCCUCUUCCUCUUCAAGAGAGCGCUCAUUUUGGUGUAUCGGGAAAGCAAGCUAAAGAAAAGAAUGACUUCUUCACGGCCCGGGGAUCUGGAUCCUUUUAAAUUCCGUUGGCUCAUUCCUGUAUCCUCCCUUCAGGUCCGACCUGGAAAUUCAGCAGGGUCAGAGAACCCUUGUGUUUGGGAGGUUGUUCACACCAAGUCUGAAGUGGAGGGACGACCAGAGAUGUUCUUUCAGCUCUGCAGCAGUAAUCUGGAGAACAAGGCCAAUGCAGUGAGGGCCAUCCGUGCUCUCUUGAGAGAGAACGCCAAGCGGACAGCUCCAGUUGAGCGCCGAUUCAAAGAUUUAAAUUCUAACUUCACCUUCCCCAGGAGAAGCCACCCAGGAGCACUAAGAACAAACUCCUGGCAGAGGCUGCCACCACAGCCAAAAACUUUAGACUCAGAUGAGGGCAGACUGCUUGACGGAUACGCUCAUUCUGAGCCUCCCCUCCCGAGCUGCUUGCUCAGACCCUCUAGAGGCGAGAACUCCACUCUGAGCAAGAGCUCUACAUUGUGCUCUCUGACCAGCGCCUUGGAAGCUCAACUCCAGAGACUGAAUUUUGUAGAAGAACCCCAAGGCAUGAGCAAGAGCAGUACCAGCAGCCUUCAGGGCAGUCAGGUGACUCUGCUGGAUGACACUCCAGGUCUGGACCUCAACACCCUGCUGGCCAGGGACUACAGUGUGCAGAGCCUGGGUUCGGUCGUUAACGAGGAUUGUUUUUACGACACAGUGAUGGGCAUCCAAAAAGCUGCCAUUCCCACCCUGUAGAGGAAGUUGGUGCUACAAACAUUAAAAUGCACUAAAACAUGAUUAUCGUGCCUUGAUAUGAACAGCUCUUACCCAGACUGUUUUAUAUCUGUAGCUCUGCAAAAUCUAGUGAGCUGACUACUUAGACAGCAUUUUAAAAUCAACGUAGGCACACACCAUUAUUAUGCUGUCUUCUAAGGUAGGCUUUGCUUUGGUCAAGUUCUAAGGCAGCAUCACAUGUAUUCUUCAAGGAAAGUAUCCAAGAUGGCGGAGUUAGAGAGAAAUUGACUCUAUAUACAUAUACAUACUUAUUUAAUACUGAUAAGUACACUGUCGGUCAAAAGUUUGGAAGAACUACAGUAAUAUAUUUGAAAAAAAAUCACUUAUGCUCACCAAAUACAGUUAAUACUAUUGUCAAUUAUACAAUUUAAAUUACUAUUUUCUAUUUUAAAAUGUAAUUUAUUCCUGUGAUGGCAAAGCAUCGAAUCAACAUAUUAGACUGAUUUCUGAAGGAUCAUGUGACACUGAAGACUGGAGUAAUGAUGCUGAAAAUUCAGCUUUGAAAUCACAGGAAUAAAUUACAUUUUAAACUACAUUAAAAUUGUAAAAAAAAUAAAUAAACAUUGUUUAUAUUGUUAUAAUAUUAUGAUAUGUAACGUAAUAAUAUAUGUUUUACUGUAUUUUUGAUCAAAUAAAUGCAGCCUUGCAAAAAAAUUAAUUUACCUCCUUAACAAUUAUGAACCAGCUAUGGAAGCUGCCACAGAAUUAAAAAAAAAAAAAAAAAAAAAAAA
Ctenopharyngodon idella (grass carp) is the source of this 4913-nucleotide messenger RNA. Its product is annotated as rho guanine nucleotide exchange factor TIAM2-like. The coding region runs from base 538 to 4143 and encodes 1201 amino acids. Gene Ontology annotation, cellular component: synapse; membrane. Lineage: Eukaryota; Metazoa; Chordata; Actinopteri; Cypriniformes; Xenocyprididae. Gene Ontology annotation, molecular function: guanyl-nucleotide exchange factor activity; protein binding. The record is from RefSeq and is a predicted model, not a curated record. Gene Ontology annotation, biological process: small GTPase-mediated signal transduction; positive regulation of axonogenesis; activation of GTPase activity. The transcript has 24 exons.